Molecule: messenger RNA, 3649 nt
Organism: Gryllus bimaculatus (two-spotted cricket)
Lineage: Eukaryota; Metazoa; Arthropoda; Insecta; Orthoptera; Gryllidae
Source: the annotation of a GenBank genome assembly
AUGCAAAAGGAAGAGGUAGGAGAAGACGAAGAGGGAGAUGAGUACGUACAGGAUGAUAAUAUAGUAGAAGACGAGGAAUUACAGCAAGAAGUGGAGCAAGUAGUGGAAGAACCUGAAAAGAAGAAUACAAACAUGGGCUUGGCAUCGUACAUUCUGUCCUACGGGGUAGCGCUUUUAGGCGUCGCAAUUGUUGCCGCCUACUUUCAUUUCACGCGUAACUUCGGCCACUGGAAGAGAAAAGGCAUCAAGGAACUCAAACCCCUUCCCUUCGUGGGAAACCUGAAAGAUGUCGCCUUCAUAAAGAAGAACAUCGGCAUGGUGGCUUCUGCAAUCUACGAGCAGCACAAGAAGGAACCGUUCAUUGGCAUAUACGCGUUCGACGAACCAGUGCUCCAAGUCCACGACUUGGACCUCGUGAAAGCCGUGCUCGUCAAGGACUUUCAGUACUUUCCCGACAGAAGUGCACAUGCAGAUGAAGAAUUGGAUCCACUUCCUGCUCGAGGUCUCUUCCUUCAAAAGGGAGAACGGUGGAAGCACCAGAGGAACGCAAUUACACCCUCUUUCACUUCGGGCAAAAUGAAGCGGAUGUAUGAACUUGUAGCUGAAUGCGGGAAGUUUCUGUUAUUGGCCUUAAAAAGAGAGAAUUUGGCAGGAAAGCCAGUGGAAGUAUACGAACUUGCAGCUCGCUACACUACCGAUGUUAUUGCAACCUGUGCGUUUGGUAUUAAAGGAAAUAAUUUGGAAGAUCCCAAAGCAGAAUUUCGUCGAAUUCUGCGAGCAGUGUUCGAAUUAUCUCCAAUUCAAGCAAUAGCAAUGGCAACAGCUUUUUUGGCCCCUAAACUAACCAAAUUACUACGCCUCAAAGUAAUCGAUCAUGAAGUGGAUAGUUUUCUGAGAAGUACGAUUCAACAAGUCAUAAAAGAAAGAGAAAAUAAAAACAUUCAGCGAAAUGACCUUCUGGACAGCUUGAUUCAACUUAUGAAAUAUGGCAAAAUUUCUGAAGGAGAGGCAAAUGGAGGGGACGAAGCUUCUAAGAAACUGGCUUUUGAUGAGCGGGACGUGUGUGGUCAAGCGUUUGCGUUUUUAACGGCGGGGUUCGAGACUUCAGCCACGACCAUCAGCUACGCUCUCUUCGAGAUCGCCCAGCACAAAGACGUGCAAGACAAACUACGCAAGGAGCUUCAGAACGCAACGAGCGACGGGGACUUCUCCUACGAGACACUCCAUGGAUUGAAAUAUCUGGACAUGGUGAUGCAAGAAACAUUACGCAAAUAUCCUCCACUUCCGUUCCUCGACAGGAAGUGUAGCAAAGCGUACACUCUGCCUGGUACAGAUGUUACGUUGGAAGCGGGAUCUCGCAUAAUGGUGCCACUCCACGCGUUGCAAAUGGACCCAGAAUAUCAUCCCAAUCCCAAAAAGUUUGAUCCAGAAAGAUUCUCCGAAGAGAACAAGAAGAAUAUUAUCAACUACACACAUAUGCCCUUCGGCGAAGGGCCGCGAAACUGUGUCGGAAUGCGUUUCGCCUUAAUGCAAGUGAAAUCUGCCCUAGCUCACCUACUGAUGAAGUAUACAAUUCAUCCAUGCGACACCACACCCCAAGAAAUUAAGUUCAACCCGCAAUCAUUUUUGCUGCAACCGAAGGAUAAAAUUCAGCUAGAGUUUUAUUUGACAGGUCAGAAAAUUGGAUUUUUAAGGAAUACAAACAUGGGCUUGGCAUCGUACAUUCUGUCCUACGGAGUAGCGCUUUUAGGCGUCGCAAUUGUUGCCGUCUACUUUCAUUUCACGCGUAACUUUGGCCACUGGAAGAGAAAAGGCAUCAAGGAGCUCAGACCCCUUCCCUUCGUUGGAAACAUGAAAGAUGUCGCCUUCAUGAAGAAGAGCAUUGGCAUGGUGGCUUCUGCAAUCUACGAGCAGCACAAGAAGGAACCGUUCAUUGGCAUAUACGCGUUCGACGAACCAGUGCUCCAAGUCCACGACUUGGACCUCGUGAAAGCCGUGCUCGUCAAGGACUUUCAGUACUUCCCCGACAGGAGUGUUGAAGCUGACGAAGAACUAGACCCGGUGAUUGCUCGAGGGCUGUUUGUGCAAACGGGAGAGCGCUGGAAGCGCACAAGAAACGCCAUCACACCGAGCUUUACGUCGGGUAAAAUGAAACGGAUGUAUGAUAUUGUAACUCAAUGCGGAAAACUCCGCCUGUUGGGCUUAGAAAAGGAGAAAUUGGCAGCUUUUAAUGAACUGGAUGUGUGUGGUCAAUCAUUUGCGUUUUUAACCGCGGGCUACGAGACUUCAGCCACUACAAUCAGCUACGCUCUCUUCGAGAUUGCCCAGAACAAAGACGUGCAAGACAAACUACGCAAGGAGCUUCAGAACGCAACGAGCGACGGGGACUUCUCCUACGAGACACUCCAUGGAUUGAAGUAUCUGGACAUGGUGAUGCAAGGAAUGCGGUUUGCCUUAAUGCAAGUGAAAUCUGCCCUAGCUCACCUUCUGAUGAAGUAUUCAGUUGAGCCGUGCGAAACAACACCCCGAGAAAUCAAGUUCAACCCGCAAACAUUUUUGCUGCAGCCAAAAGAGAAUUUUCAGCUCAUUUUCAACCCGCUGCCAUGACCACAUAUGAAUUUUUAAUAUAAUCUCUCUCUCUCAGUUGUGCAACAAGUAAUUUUCUAAUAAGGGAGCUAGAACAGUAUUCUUCACCCGACUUCUCUUAGCAAGAAUUUUACAUUUAUCCUCAUGAAUUUCUUUGCUUAUUUUUAAUUAUUUCUACAAAAAAUUGAAUUGAGAUGUUGGACGACUUAUGUUGCUUUAGGAAAUUAGUAAAAACUAUACUCUAUAAAGUGUAUAAUCUGCUUCUGGGGGAGCGGAAUGUGUCGCAUGUUCGGUGGUAUAGCGGUUAGUUGUAAAGUGUAUUUCACCUACGUUCGAGAGUUCACAUCCUCUCGAAACCGUGAAUUUUUAAGGGUGAAAGAAGUCCUUCGACGGGGAAGUAAAGCCGGUUGUAUCAUGUUGUAUUUUACCACAUGCAAAAGAACCUCUAACCAAAAUAAUCCUCUGGGCACAAUUCAAUUAACUUGUUUCGACGCCCGAGUAAAGCCUUCUUUCUCUGCUAGAUGGAGAAAAGAGCGUGGCGAAAUUUGCGGGCCCAGGUAGAAGAGUAGGCCGAACGGCCUGAGCUUCACCACAUAAAAUAAGGCAUGUAUGAAUUAAUGAAUAAUUUAGUGAAUGAAUGAAGUCUCAAGAACCACCUGCAGUGUGUCUCAGCCCCUUCUAUUAUCUAUUCAGCGUGUUGCUAAUAUAACUUCUAGUUUAUUGCAUAGCCUUGUCAAUAAAUGUGGAAAAGUUGAGAAAAGUGUCCUCAGUGAACAUCAAUUGAUUCAUCAUGUCCCACACAACUCUGGUUGACAAAUGCUUUAGUUCCUUCGCUCUGCUGUACUUCUCAUUUGGCUGCCUGAGUGAACUGCCUACAUCAGUGCUUGCCAACUCAAUGCUCUGUGACGUCACAACAAUCUGCUCUGCUGCUCCAAGCCGAGCCGCGGGGCAAAGGAAGUGCCCGACGCGGCGGCGGGCAAACAGUGUUCGCUCGAUAAUUAUGCUUUUAAAUCGUAAUAAAUAUUUAAAUGUUAAUGAUUCAAUAAAAUAUAAAAAAAAUUGA